Molecule: messenger RNA, 1080 nt
Organism: Chanos chanos (milkfish)
Lineage: Eukaryota; Metazoa; Chordata; Actinopteri; Gonorynchiformes; Chanidae
Gene: rskra
Product: ribosomal protein S6 kinase related a
Exons: 12
Coding region: 1-1080 (359 amino acids)
Biological process (GO): protein phosphorylation
Molecular function (GO): protein serine/threonine kinase activity; ATP binding
Source: RefSeq, a predicted model, not a curated record
AUGGGCGGUGAUGUGAGCAAACACAAGCCUGAGAGGCAGAUGGAGUGGGCUCUUCCAGGCUUCAUCUCACUCUUCCUUCCAGAGUUUCCUCACCGCUUUGAUGAACAUAUGCAUAUACAGAUCCUUGGGUUAAUCACGAAAGGUUUGUUUGGACCAAUAUUGAAGGUGAAGGAAAAGGAAACAGACAAGAUCUAUGCUGUUAAGGUUUUACCAAAAUCUGAGGUUCUGAGACAUGGAGCUUUGGCACAGUCAAAAGAGGAAGUUAUAAUUCAGCGGCAGGUCAGACAUCCAUUCCUCCUCAGUCUGCAGGACUGUUGGCAGAGCCAGCGCAAUCUCUUCAUCAUGUGUGAUUACUGCAGCUCUGGAGACUUGUACACUUACUGGAUGCUGACUGGGCAUUUUGGAGAGAAUGAGGUGAGAGUGUUUGCUGCUGAGCUGGGAAGUGCUUUGGGAUUUCUUCAUGACUUUGGGGUUAUGCACAGGGAUGUGAAGAUGGAAAACAUUCUCUUAACUGAACAAGGCCACCUCCGUCUGGCUGAUUUCGGACUGUCUCGUCGCCUUCGACGCGGGGAAAGAACAUUUACAAUCUGUGGUACAAUUCAGUACAUGGCCCCUGAAGUUCUGAGUGGGGGUCCCUAUAACCAUGCUGCUGACUGGUGGUCCCUCGGCAUUCUCUUAUAUGCUCUGGCUACUGGAAAGUUUCCUUUAUCUCCAGAAGCAGAUCACAGCAACAUGUUGACUAAAGUCAGGGAACAUUCAUACGACAUGCCUCACACUUUCAGCCCGCCUCUGGCCCUUUUGCUCAGAGAGCUCCUGUGCAAGACUCCAGCACGUCGCUUGCGCAGCUUUGAGCGAUUUAAAACGCAGAAGUUUUUCCACGGCACAUCUUUUGACUCUGAGCUGCUGCAGAAGACACCUGUCGAGCUGAUUCUGGAUCUUCAGAAACAUCCAGACCGUGCAGCAAAAGCAAUGCGGGGGUUAACGGUGGAUUACUUCCAGAACUUUGAUUGUGACCUCCUCAAUUCCCAAGCUACCGCAACUGAUUUAUCACCUACUUUGGAUCACAGAGAAGCCAGCUAG